Molecule: messenger RNA, 1689 nt
Organism: Aureobasidium pullulans EXF-150
Lineage: Eukaryota; Fungi; Ascomycota; Dothideomycetes; Dothideales; Saccotheciaceae
Exons: 4
Coding region: 1-1689 (562 amino acids)
Biological process (GO): regulation of DNA-templated transcription; DNA-templated transcription
Molecular function (GO): zinc ion binding; DNA-binding transcription factor activity, RNA polymerase II-specific; DNA binding
Source: RefSeq, a predicted model, not a curated record
AUGCUGCAAGGUAUUCAAGAAUACGCCGAGAAGGCCGAUAAAGCUGAGAAACAUACGAGACAGCGUUGGCCGCGGCCUUGUGGAAUUUGUCAAUCUCGCAAAGUCAAGUGCGACCGAGCGACGCCAUGUACGAACUGCAAGCGUCGCGGAGAGGAUCAUCUUUGUACACCGGAGGUGGAUCGUGCAAAUGGCAACUCUGGCAGCUCUGCGCGGAAACGUAAGAGAGCCGAAAAGAGUAUCUCUGGAGAAAACACUAUCAUCGAAGAUCAUGCAUUGGGUCGGCUAAACUCUCCUACCAACUUCGCUGGAGCAGAACCCGAAGCCGUAGGAAAUCGGCGUCCACAAAGUCUCGAACAGGAAGACGACGACCAUACAGUCUUACUCGCACAAACUCCGCCGCGCCCUAAAGAAAGAUUUACAUGGAACGAUAUUAUCCUACCAAGCAGUGCGGCUAGUAAAGUCCUUGUAGCCCAUGACAAACUCUGGAAUUCCUGGGUGCAUCAAGCAAUCUACUAUCCUCAAUUUGAGAAAGAACAUGACAACUUCCUGAUGAUGCGUCGCUGCGGGAAGCCGGUGUCCUCGAGCGAUCCCUCAUGGUUAGCCAUCUACUUUUCCGUUCUUGCUGCUUCACUCCUGACUAUGGGAGAAGACAAGGCUGCUACUUCGGACCUUCCCUUGGCUGAUCACCCUAAGUUGAUACGCAACUGGUACGAUGCAGCACUGUUCUGUCUGGAGAUGGCAGAGUUCAUGCGACGGCCACAUGCACGGACAGUUCAGGCUAUCGCAAUCCUGGGAAUAUGUUUCCAUAAUCUGGGAGACCACGAUCUGCGACAAAUGAUGUGGGCAUGUGCAAUUAGGAUUGCUCUCAAGAUUGGUUUGAACCGACCAGAAAACAUGAAGGCUCCGCUGCCAUUCCCUUCAGAACACUGCCUCCGGCUUUGGUGGACCAUAGUCAUUUGCGAUUGGCUCCCAUUCCCAGGAUACACGCCUCUAAUCAACGAGCGUGAAGUCAGGUGUCGUCUUCCCGCUCCUCACGUAGAUGACUUGUAUGCCGAGCAAGAUGGCAAGAUGCUCUCUUCGGUACGCUAUCACGAAUUCAUGGCUCGCACUGCAGUUGUGUACCACAACUUCCACAAUGCUCUUCAAAAAGGUUUCCAAACAAAGGGAGAGACCGUAAGACAGGCCGAUGAACAGCUGGCUCAAGUCAUCACGACCUUACCAGAACAUCUUGAGCCGGAGAGUGGUGAGCGUGGAGCUGCUGUUUCACUUCUCGAAGAACAGCAUCCGUGGGUGCGUUGGCAGCGUGUGAAUGUCACGUUGGUCCUUCUUACUCAUCGUCUUCUCAUCUAUUCGACACUUUCCGCCAAUUGGCGUAAUGAUCCGGACAACUUCCAAUGGGCAAAGUCUGUAUGUCUGCAGUCUGCAAAGGAUAUCCUCUGGAUCAACCAGAAUUGGAAUUUGCCCACUUACUACCGCAGACAGUGGGCACACUCUAUGGACUUGUUCAAGGCGGCAAAUAUGCUCAUACAAGAAGCCAAGCACGGACGUAUACCCAUCACACUAUUCGAUGGCGAUUGGAAAGAUGAGAUCGCCAAGUGUGUUACUUAUCUCGAGGAAAUACGGCAAUGGAACGAAUACGCAGGAAGGGCCGCAGAUACAAUUCAGGCAUCUUUAUUAAGUUGCCCUUGA